CGCAACACCAGCUGGGAAACACUGGUUUAAAGAGCCAAGAAUAAAAAUAUUUAGCGAGGUCGAAUUGAUCAAUGCUAUCUUAUCACACUAUUUUGUUAUUUAUUUACGGAAGUGUCUCCUAGCAACAGCCUAUUAUAAAUAAAGCAACAAGGCCGGUUUGGCUUCAGAAAGACAAGGAUUGCCGAGGUAUGGAAUAUUAUUGGAUUAAAUAUGUGUAUAUAUAUAUAUAUAUAUAUAUUCACUCAUGUUAAUAAUUAGUUUGUGGUUAAUCAAUGAUAAGUAUUUUUUAACUCAAUAUUCGAAACAGUAUUGUGGGUUAAUGAUUACAAGAUUCAAACAAUCUUGAUGACUUUUGCGUUGAUAAUUGUUACAAUGUUAUCAGUUUUCGUUGCCGUAGUCUCAUAUAAAUUUCAUUAUUCGAAAAAUAAAAUAAAUAUAUAUUUGUUAUUUUCUUCACGCAGUGCAUAUUUUGAAACAGUAGACUCUGAAUUAAAAUAAAUGCAAUGGGAAAAAUUCAUAAUUUCUCUCUGUUGCUUCUUGUAAUUGGAGGUGAGUUAGCUUAGAUGUAACAUAACUAUAUAUAGUCUACCAUUUUUAUAAAGGAACGAUAAAGUACGAAGAAGGAAAAAAAAACAAAAAAACCCCACAAAUUUAUAAGCGUACAUUUCUUAGAUACUAAAGGGUUUGAAGUACAAUCGCAUUGCAACUCUAAUUUUCUUUCUAAUGUUGUAGAAUUUUUUUUCUACUGUUUGCUGAUGACCUUAUCAGUUGACAAUUGUUUUGUACUCCAGCGUUGGUUGGCACAUCUAUGACUUUCUCUGAAUGUGAUCCCCAUGAGAGAUGUAAUUCCCCUGACACAGAGACUCGUACAUCUUAUUGCAGGUAAGUCUUGUCAAAUAGUUUACCUUAACUUCGCUAUUGUUCGCGUGUUUCCAUGUGGCAAACUAUUCGAAAAGCUAAUUGACCCACUUCCCGUCAUCUUAUCGAUCUUAAACUUGAAACAUUGACUGGUUUCCAAUGACAACAAAUUCUCCUCAAAUUUUCAGCAACCCCCCCCCCCCCCGGCCGCAAAAUCAGGUUAUUAUUUUUAUCUUUAUCUUUCAAAAUCGGAGGAAUGUUAAUGAUUUGUAGAAUGUUUGCGUUUUUUUGGUGUUGAGACUAAUUGUGUUGUUAUUGCCAUGCGCUUUUUAAUUGUGACGUCCUCGUUAUGCACUUAAAAUAAAAUGUAUUUUUGAAGGGGAGAAAGGAGAAAAUAUGAGACAGGUUUUCACCAGACGUUUACCCAUUUAGAUAACCGCUUCUUAUGAAAUGAUAUAUCACGUACAAACAUAUCCACGUUCUUCCAUUGACAGUAGAACCCUGUCAAUCCCAAGAACUAAAACUAAGACCAUCGGUGAACGCUCCUUCUGCUUCAAUGGGCCCACUUUCUGGAACCAGCUCCCCUUCCAUAUCCGUCAUUGUGAAACCUCGUCCAUUUUCAAAAAGUCCCUUAAAACUCAUCUGUUUAGGUCCGCCUAUGACCUGUGAUGCACCCUCCUUGCCCUGCCUCAUUUUCUGUUUCGGGUUGAUCCUGAAGUGUCAAAGUGUCAAAGUGUCCUCGUUUUAUAGCCAUUUUCAUUUUCUUUAUAGUAUAGUAGUUACUAUCCUAGUGUCUCAUUUUUAUUUACUUAGUUUACAUGUUUUUAAUAAUUGUUAAGCGCUUAGAGCUUUAUGGUAAGCGCUAUAUAAAAAUGCCUAAAUAAAUAAAUAAAUAAAUUUAUACGAGAAACGUUGUUUCUAUUUUUUUUUAAAAUUAACAACUUCUUUCUCAAGGCAUUGUCAAUUUUACACCGAAAAUUUAAUGUUUAUUUUUAUAUAUAUUUUUAAAAGUAAAAAAAAAAUAUUUCCUUGCUCUUCAAUUGUUUUUAAAUACAAUGGUCAUGAACAAGGUAUGUUUAGGCUUGAGUUAAAUGUUUAAAAAAAAUUUAACCGACUUUUCUGGUAGAUGUCUUCUUCAGCAGACAACAGAAUACAACAAACAACAGAUAAAUGUAAAACAAAAAUAAAAACUCGUUUUGCAGAUCUUAAAAAAGUCAAUGUAGCUCAAUUUUCUCAAAAAAAGCUCAAUGGUCUCAGCAGAGGCGUAGAGUAGGGGGGCAGAUGUCCCCAGGUGUCAGCUAGUUAAGAGCGCCAAAAUGUGCUUUGAAAUUAUUUUAUUGAUGAAACUAAUGGGUUUGAAAGUAGAAAAAAAGUUAAGGGGCGCUUUAAAAUUGAUCUUGUCUCGGGAGCCAAACGCUACCGCUACGCCUCUGGGUCUCAGUGUAGCUCAAUGUUCUCAAUGUUCUCAAUGUUCCAAUGUUCUCAAUGUUCUCAAUGUUCCAAUGUUCUCAAUGUUCUCAUUGUUCCAAUGUUCUCAAUGUUCUCAAUGUUCUCAAUGUUCCAAUGUUCUCAAUGUUCUCAAUGUUCUCAGUGUUCUCAAUGUUCUCAAUGUUCCAAUGUUCCAAUGUUCUCAAUGUUCUCAAUAUUCCAAUGUUCUCAAUGUUCUCAAUGUUCUCAAUGUUCUCAAUCUUCCAAUGUUCUCAAUUUUCUCAAUGUUCUCAAUGUUCCAAUGUUCUCAAUGUUCUCAAUGUUCCAAUGUUCUCAAUGUUCUCAAUGUUCUCAAUGUUCUCAAUGUUCUCAAUAUUCCAAUGUUCUCAAUGUUCUCAAUGUUCUCAAUGUUCCAAUGUUCCAAUGUUCUCAAUGUUCUCAAUGUUCCAAUGUUCUCAAUAUUCCAAUGUUCUCAAUGUUCUCAAUGUUCUCAAUGUUCCAAUGUUCUCAAUGUUCUCAAUGUUCCAAUGUUCUCAAUAUUCUCAUUGUUCACAAUGUUCUCAAUGUUCCAAUGUUCUCAAUGUUCUCAAUGUUCCAAUUUCUCAAUGUUCUCAAUGUUCUCAAUGUUCUCAAUAUUCCAAUGUUCUCAAUUUCCAAUGUUCUCAAUGUUCUCAAUCUUCCAAUGUUCUCAAUUUUCUCAAUUUUCUCAAUGUUCUCAAUGUUCCAAUGUUCCAAUGUUCUCAAUGUUCUCAAUGUUCUCAAUGUUCCAAUUUCUCAAUGUUCUCAAUGUUCUCAAUGUUCUCAAUAUUCCAAUGUUCUCAAUGUUCUCAAUUUCCAAUGUUCUCAAUGUUCUCAAUCUUCCAAUGUUCUCAAUUUUCUCAAUUUUUUCAAUGUUCUCAAUGUUCCAAUGUUCCAAUGUUCUCAAUGUUCUCAAUAUUCCAAUGUUCUCAAUGUUCUCAAUUUCCAAUAAUCUCAAUGUUCUCAAUAUUCUCAAUCUUCCAAUGUUCUCAAUUUUCUCAAUGUUCUCAAUGUUCCAAUGUUCUCAAUGUUCUCAAUGUUCCAAUGUUCUCAAUGUUCUCAAUGUUCUCAAUAUUCCCAUGUUCUCAAUGUUCUCAAUGUUCUCAAUGUUCCAAUGUUCCAAUGUUCUCAAUGUUCUCAAUGUUCCAAUGUUCUCAAUAUUCCAAUGUUCUCAGUGUUCUCAAUGUUCUCAAUGUUCCAAUGUUCUCAAUGUUCUCAAUCUUCCAAUGUUCUCAAUUUUCUUAAUGUUCUCAAUGUUCUCAAUGUUCCAAUGUUCUCAAUGUUCUCAAUGUUCCAAUGUUCUCAAUGUUCUCAAUGUUAUCAAUGUUCUCAAUGUUCCAAUUUCUCAAUGUUCUCAAUGUUCUCAAUGUUCUCAAUAUUCCAAUGUUCUCAAUGUUCUCAAUUUCCAAUGUUCUCAAUGUUCUCAAUCUUCCAAUGUUCUCAAUUUUCUCAAUGUUCUCAAUGUUUCAAUGUUCUCAAUGUUCUCAAUGUUCCAAUGUUCUCAAUUUUCUCAAUGUUCUCAAUAUUAUAAUGUUCUCAAUGUUAUCAAUGUUCCAAUGUUCUCAAUGUUCUCAAUGUUCCAAUGUUCUCAAUAUUCCAAUGUUCUCAAUGUUCUCAAUGUUCUCAAUGUUCUAAAUGUUCCAAUGUUCUCAAUGUUCCAAUGUUCUCAAUAUUCUCAUUGUUCUCAAUGUUCUCAAAGUUCCAAUGUUCUCAAUGUUCUCAAUGUUCCAAUUUCUCAAUGUUCUCAAUGUUCUCAAUGUUCUCAAUGUUCUCAAUGUUCCAAUGUUCUCAAUGUUGUCAAUGUUGUCAAUGUUGUCAAUGUUCCAAUGUUCUCAAUGUUCUCAAUGUUCUCAAUGUUCUCAAUGUUCUCAAUGUUCUUAAUGUUCCAAUAUUCUCAAUGUUACAAAGUUCUCAAUGUUCUCAAUGUUCUCAAUUUAGCUCACUUUUCACAACAUAGGCUAAUAUUAGUUAUAAUUCCACUCAAUCAUCUACGUGCUUAUCAGGACAUCCCAGUUGUACAUCGAGUGUUUGUAUAAAGAGGCCAUGUAUAAUGACAUGUGUACGGACUCCACCAAAACAAGAUAUCAGGCAAUCAUAAGCUCAGCAGAGGAUGAGCGCUCGCGUCGUCAUUGCUCAGGUAAAUUUACUAAUUUGAUUGUUACCGGAUAUUUAAUUUUUCCUAAACAAGGUCAUUUCACAAUGUGGAUUUUUUGCAGCAACACGCAAAUCAAACGAUUAAAUAAUGUUAAGGAACUACUGCUGUUUGUUGAAAGUUACACGAUCCAGAAACUCAAAUGACUGCCACAGAAAUCCCACAUAGUUGUUUUAACACUGAGCAGGCGCAACCAUGGCUUCUGAUGCAGAAAUUUUGUUAAUAUUUAUGUACUAGCGAAGAGGUCAACAACCUGCGAUGGUAUGUGGCUCUUUAAAUUCAUAUAGGCGGAUUUUUUUUUUUUCUUUUUGAAUUUGAUUUUUUUAGAAACUUUGAAUGAAAUAAUCAUGUAGCCUAAUAUAGCUGUAACCUAUUGUCAUGUGGGUAACGGGGCACUGGGUCUAUAAAUACCUAACGGUAAAAAAGCUUGGAUCAAGAGAGGACUUUCUCUACAGCUAUGUUAUUAACUUGUUCCACAGUUCCUAAAAUUAAUUUGUUCUGUUUUGACCACACCAACAAAAUCAACUUGACAUUUUAUUUUUAUCUUCGUAUUUGCAAGAAAUGCCCAACAGUAGUGCUGCUAAAAUAGUUUAAAAUGGACCCAAGUCCGAUGAGAACAACGUAAAUGAAAAGGUUGACAUUGCGCCUGUAUAUUUACAGACGACAAAAUAGGACAAUUAAAAAACAUCAUGAAAAUGAAACCUGGUGGCUCCCCCCCCCCCCACUUUUUUCCCAGCUAUUUGCAAGUGCUAUCAGGUAACUUGUGAUUCAUCUGGAAACAUUUAAGCUGCAAAGAAUCACUGUGAGAAAACUGAAGUGUGAACGUAAUAUAAAAUCAGAACAAUGUUCAGUUUUAGUCGAUGAAUCAAGCAGUAAAGCCAGAUAAACAAGACUGUUUAAAUAAAUUCAUUUAGCGAUAUCCAAGAAAUUAGAAAUGGCUGGGUUAAAAAAAAAAACAGCUUUAAGCACAGACAUAUUUGUUCUUUGAAGUAAAUGUUUAUUGUUUGAGAAUGCCUUUUUUUUUUUGUUAAAAUGUUAUCCUUUUCAAACUUUAUGAAUCUAUGUCCCAGUUGUUGUUGGUCUCUCAUCUUCUUAAAAAAAAAAACAUCUUUAAGCACAGACAUAUUUGUUCUUUGAAGUAAAUGUUUAUUGUUUGAGAAUGCCUUUUUUUUUUUGUUAAAAUGUUAUCCUUUUCAAACUGUAUGAAUCUAUGUCCCAGGUGGUGUUGGUCUCUCAUCUUCUCUUGUCCUGUGUGUUGCUGGUUUCGUCUAUGCGAUCUCCAACAAAUAAGCAGAAUGUCAACAUGUGGUUUAGGAAGAAAUCCAAGAUAACGACAGGAAGGAUACCAGAACACUAACUCGACGCAACAAACACGGCUUAUGGAAAGUGCCAUUUGAUAACAAAUUUUAUAGAUCUGUCAUUUUUGUUAUAUGUUAUUGUUAUUUAUUUUUAAAAGAAAUGUGGUGUUGAAAUUAAAGUUAAAUAUAUAAAUUGGAAUAUAAUAAAAAAAAAAAAAAA
Lymnaea stagnalis (great pond snail) is the source of this 5974-nucleotide messenger RNA. Lineage: Eukaryota; Metazoa; Mollusca; Gastropoda; Lymnaeidae. The record is from the annotation of a GenBank genome assembly.